AGCCAUUGUAUUGAAGUCUAGCAGAGUUAGUACUUCGCCUGUUGGCUGCUCGAGGAGAUGAGGCAACGCAGCAAUUAGGCCCGCGCAACAAUCUACAUAGUAAUUCCUUGCCAUUCCUUAGCAGUCGCUCGUAGCAGUUGUAGCACAACUCAAGGGGCACGUCCAUUUUGGUAUCUUGUCCGAUUUGUUUACUAAGUCGCCAUGGAAAGAGCAACUAGGUCGCGGAGAGGAGUAGACUCCGCUUCCGCCUCGCGCAAGAGCGCGCUUGCGGAGCUCGCCGCGCACCGCGCCAGCCGCCAGUCCGGCUCCGCUCCGGUCCCCGUCGCAGGCGGCGAUGCCGGCGAUCAGGGCGACCAUGCUCUGCGACGCAAGCGACGGAUCGACACGUUCGAGCUGAAAGAGGAGGACCGGCUGUACGACGUCGUCGACGAGUCGGAGUACCAGAAAAUCGUUGCACAGCGUCGCGCGGCGGGCGAGAACUUCGUGGUGGACGACGACGGGCUGGGGUAUGCGGACACGGGGCUGGAGGACGUGUGGGAUCGACGCGAGGACGACGAGGACUCGUGGGACGAAGACGAGGAGGGAGGCCGACGGAAGAAGAAGGACAAGAAGCCCGCGGGACCCAGGCCGCGCCGGGAGGGCGUCGCCGCGCGCAAGGCGCUUUCCGCCGCCGCCGCGAUGAUGGGGAAGCGCCGCGGCGCGUCCAACAUGUUCGCCGCCGCCGGCGCGCGUGCCGGCGGCCGGCAAGCGUCGCAGGCGCUGCCGGCCGGUGACGCGCAAGCGGCAGAUUCGCUGCUGGAGGAGCUGAUUAACGACAUUGGCACCGAUGCGCACGAACGGUUACCCGACAAGAGACGACGGAGAGGUGGCGGCGUGGCUGUAACCGUUACACCCUCCGCGUGGCGUCCUCUCGCGCAGCACGCCAAGCCCCCCGCCUCCUACCCCGACGAUUUCCACGACGCGCCGGUCGUCACGCCGUCAAACGAGCCGGCUGUUUCUGCCGGCCAACAACCGGCGCCGGCGCCGUUUUCUGACGACGCGCCGCUUCCCGAGAUGCGGCCUCAAGAGCAUGAUCGCGUAGGGGUAAAAGGCGCUGCUCGUAGGGGGGUAGAGGCAGGUUCUGACUCUCCAAGUGCCGCUCCUGAACCCAGUGGAAACGUCCGAGGCACCGUAGGUGAAGCUGGUAUGGCACGCGUUAGGCCAAAGACUGGAGAGAAGGAUUUCAGUGGGGAGACGAAGUCGCCUGGAGCAGGGGCAGGGGCAGAGGCAGAGGCAGAGGCAGGGGCAGCUGAAGGAACUGCCGCUGAGAGCGCCGGGGCUGAGAAAGGGCAGUCCACCAAACCGGAUUCCACCGAGGCAGGCCAGCCGCCGAAGCUGCACGCUAGGAUCGGGGCGCUGGCUCAGGAGGAGAACGCAUCUGCGGCGUGGCACGCUGUCAGCCGAGGCUCGUCAGCAGGUUUGGCAGACGAGAAGGCGGGCAGCCCUGGCAAGGUCGGCGGAGCAGCGGGAGAGGAUAAGGGGUGGGGAGCAGCGGGGGGAGCGGCUGUAGCAGGGCAAACGGCUGUAGCGGGGAAUGCGGCUGUAGCGGGGCCAGAUGCGCCUGUGAAUGUGGAGGGGCUUCCGCUGGAUGCGGAUGGGAAGCUUCCGUUCUUUUUCCUGGAUGCGGUGGAGGAGUCGUUUGGCGCGCUUCAGGGCACUGUGUUCCUUUUUGGCAAGGUCCCUGUAAAGCACGCUGCCAGCAUCAGCAGCCCCAGCAGUGGUCCGAGCAAAGGGGGCAGCGAGGCAUAUGUGAGCUGCUGCGUGGCGGUGCAGGGCAUGCAGCGGUGCGUGUUCGCCGUGCCUCGGGAGGACCUCUUUCAAGACUCCGAGCUGGCAGUGCUGGAGGCAGCGGAGCAGCAGGCCAGGGAGGAGGAGAAGGCACAGGCUGGCGGGCACAAGGGCAAGGGCGGUGGGGGGAAGGGUGGUGGUGGCAGCAGCAGUGGUGGGGGGAAGGGUGAGGUGGAGUCGGAGAAGGUGAAGGCAGCGCGGCUCAAGAAGAUGCGCAAACUCCAUGAGCUAGCCACGCCCCUGAAGGAGGAGAUCCGCCAGCGACUCAUGGAGCGACACGUGUCAUCCUUCUGCAUGAUGCCGGUCAAGCGCUCAUACGCCUUUGAGCGAAAGGACAUCCCUCGUGGGGAACAGUAUGUGCUCAAGAUCACCUACCCUUAUAAGGACGCCCCUCUGCCCUCACACCUGACAGGCGCGCACUUCACUGCUCUGAUGGGCACUCACUCCAGUGCGUUGGAGCUGUUGCUGCUGAAGCGCCGACUCAAGUGCCCCUGCUGGCUGACUGUCGACCGCCCCACUCGCAUCCACCCCUCCUCCCAGAGGAGCCACUGCAAGGUGGAGGUGACAGUGCCAUCACCCAAGAUGGUGGCGCCAGCAGCGGUUGACCGUGACCCUCCCCCUCUGGUCGUGGCGUCUCUGAGCGUCAAGACGGUGGUGAAUCACGGCAAGAAUGUCAACGAGAUCGCCGCUGCUUCGGUGGUCUACUGCCGCAACGCCAAGAUCGACCGACCAAUGGCGCGCAGCGAGUGGAGUGGGGCGGCAUCGCUCGGCCACUUCUCGGUGCUGAGGCGGCUGGAGGGGGUGAUGUCCCCGGUGGGAUUCGAUUCUGCCAUCGCUGCGGCCAAUCAGAGGGCCGGGAGGGACGGGCCAGUGCUCAGCAAGAAGGGCAGCGAGAGGGAGCUGCUGAGCUAUCUACUGGCACGCAUGGGACGGUUGGAUGCUGACGUCAUCAUAGGACACGGGCUGGCAGCAUUCGAUCUCACUGUGCUUCUGCAGCGCAUGCAGGCCUGUCGCAUUGGCAACUGGUCCGCCAUCGGUCGGCUCAAGCGCACGCAGAUGCCCAAGCUAGGGGGAGGGGGGGGCACCAGUUGGGGCGGCGGAGGGGCGGCGCCCGGACUGCUGUCGGCGGUGGCCGGGCGGCUGCUGAUCGACACGAGCGUUUCGUCCCGGGAAAUACUGCCGAAGGAAGUGAGCCACUCGCUGACGGCGCUGGCGGCAAGUCAACUGGGGCACACGAGGCGGGAGGUGGCUGCGGCCGAGGUGCCUGGGAUGUAUGGCAGCAGCGAGAGCCUGAUGAAGCUGGUGGAGCUUGUGGAAACAGACGCGUGGUUGGCGCUGACGCUCAUGUUCCAGCUCUCAGUGCUGCCGCUCUCUCGCCAGCUCACCAACCUCAGCGGCAACCUCUGGAACCGCACGCUGCAGGGAUCCCGGGCCCAGCGAAUCGAGUACCUCCUGCUGCACGAGUUCCACCGCCGGAAAUUCAUGCUGCCCGACAAGCUGACCACAAAAGAAAAAGAAGCGGCAGUCUCAUCCGCCGCCGCUGCUGGAAUGGGCGGAGGAGCGGGCUCGGGCAAGAAGAAAAAACGCAAAGGAGCUGGAGGGGGUUCUGGGCAGAACCCAGGCAAGGCAGGAGGAGGAGGCGGAGGAGGAGGAGAGGAUACCUUGGCCGAAGGGGGAUUAGAAGGAGGGGGAGAGGAAGAGGAUGGGGACGAGGGUGCUCUGGGUGGUGCUGAGGGGAGGGGAGGAGGGAAGGGAAAGACGGGCGGGGGAGGGGGAGGAGCGGAUGGGAAGAAGAAGGGGCCUAGUUAUGCGGGAGGGUUGGUGCUGGAGCCGAAGAGGGGGCUGUAUGAUAAGAUCGUGCUGCUGCUGGACUUUAACAGCCUGUAUCCUUCUAUUAUCCGAGAGUACAACAUCUGCUUCACCACUGUUGCGUGUCCCGAUGACGCUGCUUCGCUGCCCCAACUGCCUGAUCCUGACCCCCCUGGGGUGCUGCCAGAGGUGCUGGGAAUGUUGGUGCAGAGGCGGCGGCAGGUGAAGGAUCUACUGAAGAGGGAGAACGACCCGGAUGAGAGGCAGCGGCUGGACAUCCGGCAACAGGCGCUCAAGCUCACCGCCAACAGCAUGUACGGCUGCCUGGGCUUCUCCAACUCCCGCUUCUAUGCAAAGCCGCUUGCCGAGCUCAUCACCUCCAGGGGCCGUGACAUCCUCCAGAGCACAGUGGACCUGGUGCAGAACAAUCUGAACCUGGAGGUGAUCUACGGCGACACCGACUCCAUCAUGAUCAACACCGGGCUGGACGACCCCGCCCAGGCCAUCGCCAUCGCACACCGCGUCAAGAAAGAGGUGAACAAGCGGUACAAGCUCCUAGAAAUCGAGAUGGAUGGUCUAUUCCGCAGCAUGCUGCUGCUGAACAAGAAGAAGUACGCCUCUGUCAAGCUCGAGCUGGGGCCGGGGGACCCGCCCAGGGUGGUGCGCGAGGUGACGGAGCACAAGGGGCUCGACAUUGUCAGGCGCGACUGGAGUGUUCUCUCGAAAGAGAUCGGGCAUUAUUGCCUGCAGCAGAUUCUUUCCGGCCAGCCGAGGGAGGAGGUGGUGGAGGCGAUUCACAACGAGCUGCGCAAUUUGGCAACCAAACUUCGAGCGGGCGAGGUGGACCUGUCAUCGUUCGUGAUCACCAAGACGCUCACAAAGCCGCCCACAGACUACCCCGACGCCAACUCGCAGGCGCACGUGCAGGUGGCGUUGAGGAGGAGGAAGGAGGGGCGCAGUGAAGGGUGCAACGCAGGGGACGCCAUCCCCUAUGUCAUUGCCGUUCCCAGGCAAUCAGGUGGCGAUGCGGCAGCACCUGGCAGCAGCAAGGGCGGCGGCAUAGCGGAACGGGCGCGGCACGUGGACGAGCUGAGGAGCGCCGACAGUGAGUGGGACGUGGACCGGGAGUACUACCUGGCGCAGCAGAUUCAUCCAGUCGUAUCUCGAUUGUGUGCCCCUAUUGAGGGCACCGAUGCUGCCCGCCUAGCCGACUGCCUGGGGCUCGACUCGUCCAAGUAUCGGCAUGUGGGUGUCACGGCAUCGACGGUGCGAGAUGAUGCCAUGCUGGCAGCCACGUCCAUUCUGGAUGACGAUGAACGAUACUCCCACUGCAAGCCCCUGCAGUUCCUCUGCCCAACGUGCCGCUUCCCGUUCGUCUUCCCAGGCGUGCAUGCCAUCGCACAUGGCAGAGAGAACGAGGUGCUGGAGAGGGCUGGGCAGGGGGCAGGCGGAGGAGGGGGGGGAAUUCGGACAGGAAACGCGGACAAGAGUGGGGAAGGGGAGAAGGGAAGCGGAGGGGAAGGGCAGGAGGCGGAGAGAGAGGAGUUGCUGCCGCUGGUGUGUCCGCGCUGCAAGGACGCCAAGCCGCUGUCGCCUGCCAUGCUGGCCAAUCAGGUGAAGCGGCAGGCAGAGGCAUUCAUAUUGCAGUACUACGACGCGUGGAUGCAGUGCGAGGAGGAGACGUGUGGGUGUGUGUCUCAGAACAUGGCCGCCCGCAUCGUGCACUCCGACAGCACCAGAGGGGCCCUCUGCCCCAACUACCCCCGCUGCCAAGGCACCAUGCGGCGCAAGAUAUCCGAGGCCGAGCUCUACCACCAGCUCUGCUAUCUCCGCCACUCGCUUGCAGUUACCCGGACCCUUGCCAAGCUAAGAGACCCGGCACAGACAGCAGCAGCGGAGCGCCGGCUGCAGCCAGUCAGGAGGGCGCUGGAUGCUGCUCAUGGGGUGGUGGAGCGGCUGUGUGACAGCUCAGCAUACAAAUGGGUCAAGAUGGGUGACCUUUGUGCUACAUAGUGCUCUAGUGUUACACAUACAAAUGGCAUGUAGUGUGUGCUCGGUGUAAAAAUGGGUCAAGAUGGGUGACCUCUGUGUUACAUAGUGCUAGUGUUUACACAUUGCUUCUGGCAUGUGUGCCCACUGCGCAGAGAACAGAAGUGUCAAUGUUUAGUACCUACACCUGCUUUGCUUGUACCGAUAAGCGUUCUAGUAUGACAAAUACAAAAGCCAAGUAGGG
Closterium sp. NIES-67 is the source of this 5869-nucleotide messenger RNA. The record is from the annotation of a GenBank genome assembly. Lineage: Eukaryota; Viridiplantae; Streptophyta; Zygnematophyceae; Desmidiales; Closteriaceae.